Molecule: messenger RNA, 7039 nt
Organism: Mesitornis unicolor (brown roatelo)
Lineage: Eukaryota; Metazoa; Chordata; Aves; Mesitornithiformes; Mesitornithidae
Gene: EP300
Product: E1A binding protein p300
Exons: 30
Biological process (GO): positive regulation of transcription by RNA polymerase II
Cellular component (GO): transcription regulator complex; nucleus; histone acetyltransferase complex
Molecular function (GO): zinc ion binding; chromatin DNA binding; histone acetyltransferase activity
Source: RefSeq, a predicted model, not a curated record
AUGGGAAUGAUGAGCAAUCCCAACCCUUACGGCCAGCCAUAUAGUCAGAAUACCGGGCAGCAGAUUGGAGCCGGUGGACUUGGGCCUCAGAUGCAGAAUAAAGCUGGACUGCAGAAUAGUUUACCACAGUUUCCAAUGGACUAGAAGUCAGUUCCUGGGGCAGGAAUGCCUAACAUGGGCCAGCAGCAGGCUCCCCAGGUUCAGCAAGCUGGGAUGGGACCAGCAGCUUCUCAAGGAAUGGGGUCUGGAGCACCAACAGCAGAUCCAGAAAAACGCAAACUAAUUCAGCAACAGCUGGUUCUCCUUUUACACGCUCACAAGUGUCAGCGACGAGAACAGGCCAACGGGGAGGUGCGGCAGUGCAACCUCCCUCAUUGCCGAACCAUGAAGAAUGUUCUGAACCACAUGACACAUUGUCAGGCUGGCAAAUCUUGCCAGGUGGCACACUGUGCGUCUUCCCGACAAAUCAUCUCGCACUGGAAGAAUUGUACGAGACAUGACUGUCCUGUAUGUUUGCCUCUCAAAAAUGCUGGGGACAAAAGAAAUCAACAGUCGCUGCUGGGCGGAGCCACAGUAGGACUUGCAAAUACUGGCUCCGUGGGUGUGGGGCAGCAGACAACGCCCAGCAUAAACACUACCAGCCAGAUAGACCCCAGCUCCAUUGAGAGAGCCUACGCAGCCCUUGGACUGACCUAUCAAGGGAACCAGAUGCAGACACAGCCCCAGGCUCAAGUGAAGAAUCAGCAACAAGGCCAGUCACCCCAGGGUCUGCGCCCAAUGAAUCCUAUGAGUGCAAAUCCAAUGGGAGUGAAUGGAGGAGUAGGGGUUCAAACCCCUAAUCUGCUGCCUGACUCAAUGUUACAUUCAACCAUGAAUUCUCAAAACCCCAUGAUGAGUGAAAGCGCCAAUGUUGCCAGUUUGGGAGCCAUGCCAACAGCUCAACCAUCCAGUACUGGAAUUCGAAAGCAGUGGCAUGAAGACAUUACUCAGGAUCUCCGAAACCACCUUGUUCAUAAAUUAGUCCAAGCCAUAUUUCCCACUCCUGACCCUGCAGCACUGAAGGACCGGCGUAUGGAGAAUCUGGUGGCGUACGCUCGGAAAGUGGAAGGGGAUAUGUAUGAAUCGGCAAAUAGCAGGGCAGAGUACUAUCACUUGCUAGCGGAGAAGAUCUAUAAGAUUCAGAAGGAGCUGGAGGAGAAACGAAGAACCAGGCUGCAGAAGCAAAACAUGAUCCCAAAUGCUCCGGGCAUGCCACAGGCUCCCAUGAAUCAAGGGCCUAACAUGGGCCAGCCCCAACCAGGGAUGUCUGCAAAUGGUCCUCUUCCUGACCCAACCCUGAUACGUGCCAAUGUGCCAAACCAGAUGAUGAAUCGCAUGCAGGCACAGCCGGGAAUGAAUCAGUUUGGCCAGAUGAACAUGCAGCUGUCACCGAUGGGACCCCGGCAAGCCCCUCCUCUUCAGCACCCUGGACAGCUAAGCCAGGCUGGGGCCAUGAACCAGAUGGGAUUUCCUUCACGCAUGCAGCAACCAGGAGUUGGACAGCCUUCUGGUCAGAAUCAGUUUCUACAACAGACCCAGUUCCCUGCUUCUUCCACGGGAAUGAACACAGCGAGCAUGCCUAUGACUCAGCCUGGCAAUCAGACACCAAUUUCUCAAGCACAAAUGACCAGUGCUUCCUGUCCUGUGAAUUCUCCUGCAAUGGCUCCAGGUCCUCAAGGGAGCCACAUUCACUGCCCACCUCUUCCACAGCCUCCCAUGCACCGAAAUUCCCCUUCUCCAGUACCUAGCCGAACCCCAACACCUCACCACACACCCCCAGGCUUGGGAUCACAGCAACAGCAGGCAGCAGCAGCUGCCACUACUACACCCACGCCUACUCCUCAGGCAAUGCCACCUGGACCACAGUCACAAACUAUGCACCCUCCUCAAAGGCAGACUCCUACGCCUCCACAAGUCCAGCCUCCGGUUCCAGUUACCCCUUCUGCAGAGCAACAGCAGCAGCCCUUGUCACAGCAGAGCACGACUGCAUCUGUUCCCACGCCAACAGCACCACUGCAGCCUCAGCACCCCACAACACCUCUUUCACAGCCAGCUGUAAGCAUUGAUGGGCAGGUAUCCAACCCCCCAUCCACCAGCAGCACAGAGGUGAACUCUCAGCAGACCGUUCCAGAGCAGCAGCAGCCACCUUUGCAGGAAGUGAAAAUGGAUAUUACAGAGGAAGGGGAACCAGAACAAAUGGAGCUGCAAAUGGAGGAGAAACCUGAGGUUAAAGCAGAACCAGUCGUGGAGGAAUGUAAACCAGAUGCAAUGGAGCAAGAAGAGAAGAAAUCUGAAGUGAAGACUGAAAUACCAGAGGGGGAAGAGAGACCUACUACUCCAGCUACUCAGUCUUCUCCAGCAGCUGGGCAGUCUAAGAAAAAAAUUUUCAAGCCGGAAGAGUUGCGGCAGGCGCUUAUGCCAACGCUGGAGGCACUUUACCGUCAGGAUCCAGAGUCUCUUCCAUUUCGACAGCCUGUGGAUCCCCAACUACUUGGAAUUCCUGAUUAUUUUGACAUAGUGAAGAACCCCAUGGACCUUUCUACUAUCAAGAGGAAGCUAGACACGGGACAGUAUCAGGAGCCGUGGCAAUAUGUAGAUGACAUCUGGCUCAUGUUCAAUAAUGCCUGGCUGUACAACCGCAAAACAUCCCGGGUAUACAAGUACUGUUCCAAACUGGCAGAGGUGUUUGAGCAAGAAAUUGACCCAGUUAUGCAGAGCCUUGGUUAUUGCUGUGGAAGAAAGUUGGAGUUCUCGCCACAGACUUUGUGUUGCUAUGGCAAACAGCUAUGCACAAUCCCUCGAGAUGCCACUUACUACAGUUACCAGAACAGGUAUCAUUUCUGUGAGAAGUGCUUCAACGAAAUCCAAGGGGAGAGCGUUUCUCUGGGAGAUGACCCAUCACAACCUCAAACCACGAUAAACAAAGAACAGUUUUCAAAAAGGAAAAAUGAUACACUGGACCCUGAACUAUUUGUUGAAUGUAUAGAGUGUGGAAGAAAAAUGCACCAGAUCUGUGUUCUUCAUAAUGAGAUAAUCUGGCCUUCUGGCUUUGUCUGUGAUGGCUGCCUAAAGAAAACAGGACGAACCAGGAAAGAGAACAAAUUUUCUGCUAAAAGGUUACCGGCUACGAGACUUGGUACCUUCUUGGAGAACAGAGUCAAUGAUUUCUUAAGACGACAGAAUCACCCUGAGGCAGGAGAGGUUACAAUUAGAGUUGUACAUGCAUCUGACAAAACUGUCGAAGUAAAACCAGGAAUGAAAGCAAGGUUUGUAGACAGCGGAGAGAUGGCCGAGUCUUUCCCUUACCGAACAAAAGCGCUUUUUGCCUUUGAGGAGAUUGACGGUGUAGACUUGUGCUUCUUUGGGAUGCACGUACAGGAGUAUGGCUCAGACUGUCCUCCACCCAAUCAAAGACGAGUGUAUAUAUCUUACCUUGACAGUGUUCAUUUCUUCCGCCCUAAAUGCUUGAGGACUGCUGUCUAUCAUGAAAUACUAAUUGGAUAUCUAGAAUAUGUCAAGAAACUAGGGUAUACUACUGGACAUAUCUGGGCAUGCCCACCUAGUGAAGGAGAUGACUACAUCUUCCAUUGCCAUCCUCCUGACCAAAAGAUACCCAAACCCAAACGACUGCAAGAGUGGUACAAAAAGAUGCUGGACAAAUCUGUGUCGGAGCGCAUUGUGCAUGAUUACAAGGAUAUAUUUAAGCAGGCAACAGAAGAUCGCCUAACAAGUGCAAAAGAGCUACCUUACUUUGAAGGGGAUUUCUGGCCCAACGUUCUGGAGGAGAGCAUUAAGGAACUAGAGCAAGAGGAAGAAGAACGGAAGAGAGAAGAAAACACUAGUAAUGAAAGCAUGGAUGUGAGCAAGGGAGACAGCAAAAAUGCCAAAAAGAAGAACAAUAAGAAGACAAGUAAGAACAAGAGCAGCUUGAGUCGUGGCAAUAAGAAAAAGCCUGGCAUGCCCAAUGUGUCCAAUGACCUCUCCCAAAAGCUGUAUGCCACUAUGGAGAAGCACAAGGAGGUCUUCUUUGUCAUCCGUCUCAUUGCUGGCCCUGCAGCCAACUCCCUGCCCCCCAUCGUUGAGCCUGACCCACUCAUUCCUUGUGACCUGAUGGAUGGGCGAGAUGCUUUCCUAACCCUUGCUAGAGACAAGCACCUGGAGUUCUCCUCACUACGAAGGGCUCAGUGGUCAACCAUGUGCAUGCUGGUGGAGCUGCAUACCCAGAGCCAAGACCGCUUUGUUUACACCUGCAAUGAGUGCAAGCAUCAUGUGGAGACCAGAUGGCACUGCACUGUUUGUGAGGAUUACGACUUGUGCAUCACCUGCUAUAACACUAAAAACCAUGACCACAAGAUGGAAAAAUUAGGCCUUGGUCUCGACGAUGAGAGCAACAACCAGCAGACUGCAACCACCCAGAGCCCCGGUGAUUCCCGCCGCCUGAGCAUUCAGCGCUGCAUCCAGUCUCUGGUCCACGCCUGCCAGUGUCGUAACGCCAACUGCUCACUGCCGUCCUGUCAGAAGAUGAAACGGGUUGUCCAGCACACCAAAGGCUGCAAACGCAAAACCAACGGAGGGUGCCCCAUCUGCAAGCAGCUCAUUGCUCUUUGCUGCUACCACGCAAAGCACUGCCAGGAGAACAAGUGCCCGGUGCCCUUCUGCCUCAACAUCAAACACAAGCUCCGUCAACAGCAACUUCAGCACCGCCUGCAGCAGGCGCAGAUGCUCCGGAGGAGGAUGGCGAGCAUGCAGCGGACCGGUGUGGUAGGCCAGCAGCAAGGAUUGCCCUCACCCACACCAGCCACCCCGACGACUCCAACAGGCCAGCAGCCCCCUACGCCGCAAACCCCGCAGCCCCAGCCUCCGCCCCAGCCUGCCUCGCAGCCUCAGCCUGCACCUCCCAACAGCAUGCCACCCUACACCAUGCCAAGAGCUCAGCCCCCCAGCGCUGUGUCCCAGGGCAAGGCAGGUGGCCAGGUGACUCCUCCAACUCCACCCCAGCCACCUCAACCACCAGUUCAGGGUCCUCCUCCAGCAGCGGUGGAAAUGGCCAUGCAGAUCCAGCGGGCAGCAGAGACCCAGCGUCAGAUGGCGCAGGUUCAGAUCUUCCAAAGGCCGAUUCAGCACCAGAUGCCCCAGAUGCCACCUAUGGGAAUGAACCCUCCACAGAUAGGCAGAGGUCCUGGUGGUCAUAUAGAUCAAGGAAUGGGGCCGGCAGGAAUCCAACAGCAGCCACCAUGGGUGCAGGGGGGCUUACCCCAAGCUCAGCUGCAGCCGGGAAUGCAGAGGCCAUCCAUGAUGUCAGUAGCCCAACCGGGUCAGCCGAUGAAUAUGGCACCCCAGCCUGGGAUGGGUCAGGUCCCUGGCACUGCUCAGCCCAAACAACCACCUCUGCCCCAGGCGGCCUUACAAAACCUACUGCGGACUCUCAGGUCUCCCAGCUCACCCAUGCAGCAGCAGCAGGUGCUUAACAUCCUUCACUCCAAUCCUCAGCUGCUGGCCGCUUUCAUCAAGCAGCGGGCUGCCAAAUAUGCGGGGUCCCAGAACCCCCAGGGGAUGGCAGGUCAGCCUGGCAUCCCCCAGGGUCAGCCGGGGCUCCAGCCACAGCAGGCCAUGCAAGGGCAGCAAGGAGGGGUGCACCCCAACCCAGCCAUGCAGAACAUGAACCCCAUGCAAGCAGGAGUGCAGAGACCCAGCAUGCCCCAGCAGUCAACAGCAGCCGCACCGCAGCAAGCCAUGGCUGGGAUGAAUCCUCAGGCGCAGCAGAUGAAUAUGAAUCACUCGGGGAUGGCUCCCCAGUUCCGAGACCUCCUGAUGAGACGGCACCAGAUGAUGGAGCAGCAGCGCCACCAGCAGCAACAGCAGCAGCAGGGGGCAGGACCAGCACUGGGGCCAGGAAUGGCCAACCACAACCAGUUUCAGCAGCCCCAGGGCGUCGGAUACUCCCAACAGCAGCAGCAGCAGCAACAGCAGCAGCGCAUGCAGCAUCACAUGCAGCAGAUGCAGCAAGGAAACAUAGGACAAAUAAGCCAGCUUCCCCAGGCGAUGAGUGCAGAGACAGGAGCCAGUUUGCAGCAGGCUUUCCAGCAGAGGCUGCUUCAGCAGCAGAUGGGGUCCCCGGCUCAGCCCAAUCCGAUGAGCCCCCAACAGCACAUGCUCCCCAGUCAGGCCCAGUCCCCACACCUACAGGGCCAGCAGCUCCCUUCAUCGCUCACCAAUCAAGUGCGUUCUCCGCAGCCUGUACCCUCGCCACGGCCCCAGUCCCAGCCCCCCCAUUCCAGCCCAUCACCCCGGAUGCAACCUCAGCCUUCUCCACACCACGUCUCCCCGCAGACCAGCUCCCCGCAUCCAGGACUGGUGGCUGCCCAGGCUAACCCCAUGGAUCAGGGGCACUUUGCCAGCCCGGACCAGAGUGCAAUGCUUUCCCAACUUGCCAGCAAUCCCGGCAUGGCAGGCCUCCAUGGUACAAGCGCCACGGAACUGGGGCUCAACUCUGAGAACACGGACUUGAAUUCAAACCUUUCACAGAGUACACUAGACAUACCCUAGACACGUUGGAGCAUUUUGGGAGCAAAAAAAAAAAAAAAAAUUAAAAAUAAAAAAUAAAAGUUAAAAUUAAAAAACUUAUUUUCUCAAGACUUUUUGUACUGAAGAUGAAUUUUUUUGAAUCUUUCUUAGCUAAAACAACAUUUUUCCCUGGAACACAUCUGAACUCUGCAGCGGUAGUUUGUGGUAGCAAACCAACAAUGAACCUGAGGGACAGUAGAGUACAAAGAAUAUAUUUUUGUUAUGGCUGGAAUCAUAACCAGUCCUUUUUUCUUGGUUUUAUUUUUUUCCUUGUGUGUGUUGGGGAGGUCAAGGGAAGAGGGUGGUCUUUUGGCUGUUUACAAAAGGAUGCCCUAUCCAUGCCUCCAAUAGGUUUUGUUCUUGGUUUUGUUUUUUUUUUUAAAUUAAUGAAAAUAUGUAAUAUUGAUAGUUAUUAUUUACUGAGGCAGAUGGUAAA